This is a messenger RNA of Colossoma macropomum (tambaqui), 1634 nucleotides long. Its product is annotated as SLAM family member 9-like. The coding region runs from base 356 to 1399 and encodes 347 amino acids. The transcript is spliced from 5 exons. Lineage: Eukaryota; Metazoa; Chordata; Actinopteri; Characiformes; Serrasalmidae. The record is from RefSeq and is a predicted model, not a curated record.
CAGGAGAUCAUUUAUAACCUUUCACUGUAAUCUAGCUGUACUGUCAGUGCUUUCAGUAUAAAAAGAGGCAGCUAAGGGUUAACCUAUAUUUUAUACAUAGUUUUUUAUAAUCAUUUAAAAGACUCAUCUCAGCUGAUAUUGUUAUGAUUUUAGUUUGUAAGAUGGUGAAACAGCCAGUUUAAAUUCAGGACAGCUUUUCACGCAAUGCAUGAUGGGCAUGCCCAGCCUAGCCCAGCCCAGUACGAGCACAUGAGCUCCGUGUGUUUCUUUUGUUUUCUAUGAAGCUGAGAAGAAAACUGACGAUGGAGUUGAGGGGUUAGUUGAUGAAGCUCGUUAAUUAGAAUGGCUGGUUAAGAUGUUCUCAGAAUACAGGAUUCAUCCAGCUCUGCUUCACCUGCUUUACUGUCUGCUGUGCUCAGCUGGAGAAGAGGUUGUCAGACUGCAGGAGCUGGAGGGAAACACUGUAACCAUCCAUACUGGAUUAACUGGAGUUCAGAGUGAUGCUCACAUACUGUGGUUUUAUAGAUCUGAAAGUGUAGAAAUAAGGAUAGUGAACAGUCAGAUUAUUAGAGGAGAGAUUAUUACAGACUAUUACAGUGAGAAAUUCAGAGACAGACUGCAGCUGAACAGAAACAGUGGAUCUUUAAUCAUCACAAACAUGAGCAGAGAAGAUUCUGGAGUUUAUAAAUUAAAUAUCAUUACUGGAAUAUCCUCAGUCUGGAGUUUCAGUGUUGAUGUCUAUGCUCCAGUAUCAAAACCAAUCAUAAGAAAUCAAGCUGAAAAGCGCUCAGUGAGUCUCAGAGAGUCGUGUUCUCCUCUGUGCUCUGUGGAGAAUGGGAAGGAUGUGAAUUUGUCCUGGUAUGAAGAGAAAGAGAGAAUCUCCAGCAUCAGUAGCUCAGAUUGCAGUGAAUGUCUCUCUCUGCCUCUGAAUAUAACCAACCCAAACUCUACUUACACCUGUGUAGCUGCUAAUCCAGUCAGCAAUCAGACAACCCAGCUGAACAUUACAAAUAUCUGCUAUAAAGCAGUCUCAGGUCAGAAUGUUAAGAGAGAUCAAUCCAGUUCGCUGGCUGCUGUUCUGAUACCUGUUCUGAUUGUUGCUCUAUCAAUAUUAUUUUUGUGGUUCUGGAAAAAGAAGAAAAAGCAACAAGGCAAGAAAUACAUCUUCUCGAUUUGCUACAUCAAUAUUAGUGUUUUUGUAAGUGAUGCAGUUUUUGCCACAUUUAUACAAAACACUCUUCUGCCUUUUUACUCUCUAGAUUCUCAAGAUGCUGAGCUGAAUUACACUGAAGUGAAAACCACAACUCGAAAUUCAAGGGAAAGUCAUGAGAUAAACAGAGCUGGAAUGACAGAAGAAGACCAGAGUGACUCAGUGGAUUAUUCAGAGAUCAGACAUUAACUGUAUUUUAUCAGCUGUAUAUCCUUUUUUAAUAAUGUUUUACAUUCUUUGCAGAUGGCUGCCUUGUUUUGAUCAGUAUUGAACAAACCUGUUGUUUAAAACUGGUCACAAGCGUUUACUGUGUGAGCACUCACUCAGUCCAUUUCUGUAUUUAUGCUGUGUUUAUUGUUUAUGCUAUGAAUUUUGUAAAAAGCUUUCAUUCUGAACUGGUAUUAAAUGAUAUUCCAGUAUUUUA